This is a messenger RNA of Quercus lobata, 1899 nucleotides long. RefSeq lists its product as uncharacterized. NCBI's taxonomy places the organism in Eukaryota, Viridiplantae, Streptophyta, Magnoliopsida, Fagales, Fagaceae. Gene Ontology annotation, biological process: DNA integration. The transcript has 2 exons. Bases 1 to 1899 code for a protein of 632 amino acids. The record is from RefSeq and is a predicted model, not a curated record. Gene Ontology annotation, molecular function: RNA-DNA hybrid ribonuclease activity; nucleic acid binding.
AUGAAUGACCGAGAGAAGAUAGAGAUGUUGUUAUUCCUUUUGCAGAAUGUGGGUGUUUUUGUUUGGAGUCCGUACGAAGUGCCCGGCGUAGAUCCCGAGUUCAUUGUCCAUAAGCUUAACGUGGACCAAUCAUUCCCCCUGAAAAAGCAAAAACCGAGAAGAGCAUCGAAGGAGCAUGUUAACGCGGUAAACUUGGAAGUCCAGAGGCUGAAGGAAGCAGGAGUGAUAAGAGAAGUGUUCUUCCCGGAAUGGUUAGCAAAUACAGUGGUAGUAAAGAAAAAGAACGAAUUCACCCCUAAGAAUGAUGAGAAGAUAAUCUGUAAUGUAGAAAGUCGCCCGUGGAAGGUAUUUGUGGACGACGCUUCGAAUGCUAUAGGGGCUGGAGCUGGUAUUGUCAUAACCACCCCGGAGGGCAUACGACUAGAGCAUUCCUUUAGAUUGGGAUUCAAAGCCUCUAACAAUGAAGCCGAAUACGAGGCCUUUCUAGCCAGAUUGAGGGCCGUAUUGCGCCUAGGCGCGAAGGAUGUGGAGAUUUAUUCAGAUUAUCGAUUGGUUGUUUAUCAGAUCCUAGGAAGCUUUGAAGCUCGGGACUCUCGGAUGAAAGCUUAUCUGAGCACAGUUAAGCAAAUCAUUAGCAAGUUUGGGGCAGUGAAGGUGGCCCAGGUAGGUUGGGCACAAAACAGACACGUCGACUCGCUGGCCACGAUGGCCUCGCCGACUACCGAAGAGAUUUCUUGGCUUGUCAAAAUAGAACUUAUAAGGGAGCCAAGUAUCGAUAUGAAAGAUAACUGUAACCCGGCCGGGGUUGAGGUGGCCAUGGUAUCAAUAGCCAAUAUGUGCUGGAUGAACCCAAUCAUAGAUUUCCUAGCCGAGGAUAAAGUUCUAGACGAUGAAAAAGAGGCUAAAAAGAUUCAUCGAGUGGCUCCCCGGUAUUGGCUGUCGGCAGAUCGCAAAUUGUACCGGAGGUGUUUUGCAGGCCCGUACCUUUUAUGCCUACAUCCCGAGAAAGUAAAUGAACUUCUGACCGAGCUGCAUGACGGAGUGUGUGGUGGCUAUGUUGGGGGGCGAUUUUUAGCACAUAGGGCGAUGACCCAGGGGUUUUGGUGGCCACAGAUGCAGAAGGAUGCCGCAGAAUAUGUCUGGAGGUGUGAACAAUCCCAAAAACACGUCCCUCUAAUCCACCAGCCAGUAGGUCAUCUAAACCCCGUCAGCAGUCCAUUGACGUUUGCACAAUGGGGGUUGGACAUCCUCGGCCCUUUUCCCCGAGCAACAGGUAACCGCCAGUUCGUGUUGGUGGCAGUUGAUUAUUUCACAAAAUGGGCGGAAGUCGAGGCCUUGGCCAAUAUCCAGGAUAUUGACGUGAAAAAGUUCGUAUGGAAAAACAUAGUCAUAAGGUUUGGGGUGCCGGACUCACUGAUAUCAAACAAUAGGUUACAAUUUGAUAGCAAAGGUUUCCGAACCUUUUGCAGCGAUCUCGGCAUUAAGAACAAAUAUUCUGCUCCGGUGUACCCUCAAAGCAAUGGCCAAGCUGAGGCAGUGAAUAAGACGAUUUUGAACGGGUUGAAGAGAAGGUUGGACGGGGCAAAGGGGAGGUGGACCAAAGAGUUACCUAACAUUUUGUGGGCUUACCGUACAACUCCCAGAAGAUCCAUGGGUGAGACCCCUUUCUCCUUGACAUAUGGGAUAGAGGUCGUGAUACCGACCAAAGUGAGUCUGUGCAGUGCACGGGUCGCAGGAUUUGACCCUGUCCAAAACACCGAUUUAAUGAUGGAGCACUUGGACUGGUUAGAAGAAUGCCGGGAGACAGCAACCAUACGGCUCGCGAAGUAUCAACAGAGACUUGCCCAAAGACACAACCAAGAUAUAAAGGGUAGGGAAUUCAGCGCCGGGGACUGUUGA